AUGGCUACUCUAGGCUCUGUCAUUCCAAUGGUUCUGAUCGGCGAGGCACUUACAAAGGAUUAUAGGGCAGUGGUUCAGAUGGGCAAAGAAACAGGUUUGGGUUGGAACCAUAAGACCGGAACCAUUGAAGCUGAUGCCACAUGGUGGGAAGCUAAAAUAAAAGUCAAUCCAAAAUAUGCCAGAUUUCGAUAUCAAGGGUUGGAACAUGCUGAUGAAUUGAAAUUUAUAUUUAGAGAUACAAUAGCCACUAAUCAAAAUGCAUGGACACCAGCGAUGGGUGUACCAAUUGAAGAUAAUGUCAGAUCUACAAAUCUAACUUCGUUACAAGAUAGUGUUGAAUUUGAUGCUGAAGAAUUCAAUUGUGAUGAAGAAGACGGCUCUAUAGUAAGCACUCAAAUCAAGAGGAAAAAAAUGGUGCUAGAAGAAAUGGGAAAAAAAAUGGCAAAGGGUAAGGCAAAAAUUGGGACUGCAGCAAGCUUGCAAAGAACAUUGGAACGAUUGUGCGAGGUAGCAGAAAGUCAUAACGCAACUAAAAGUGCUGAAAUUUCAAUGUCAUCACAAGCCACGGGACAAUAUGGUAAAUAUUAUGUUGUGGAUACUGGUUAUCCUAAUAUGAAAGGGUAUCUAGCAUUUUAUAAAAGUGAAAGAUCUCACAUUCCUGAUUUUAGAGGUUGCAGUCAGCCAGAAGGUGUAGAAGAAACAAUCAAUCAUGCACAUUCUUCAUUAAGAAAUGUCAUUGAGCGAACAAUUGGAGUUUGA
This is a messenger RNA of Theobroma umbraticum, 759 nucleotides long. RefSeq lists its product as uncharacterized. Lineage: Eukaryota; Viridiplantae; Streptophyta; Magnoliopsida; Malvales; Malvaceae. The record is from RefSeq and is a predicted model, not a curated record.